This is a messenger RNA of Melospiza georgiana, 3214 nucleotides long. It is a transcript of the gene ASPHD2, whose product is annotated as aspartate beta-hydroxylase domain containing 2. The record is from RefSeq and is a predicted model, not a curated record. Lineage: Eukaryota; Metazoa; Chordata; Aves; Passeriformes; Passerellidae. Bases 770 to 1873 code for a protein of 367 amino acids. The transcript is spliced from 3 exons.
CUGCCCCUGCUGCCACCACCCUGACCUGCUCCUCUUGCCAUGUGCUGGCCCUGUGGCCAUGUGCUGACUGAGCUCUGGGCUCUCCCACAGCUUGGUCUGGGGAGGGAGAGUCACUUCAGAGCCAUCAGAUGGAUGGGAUAAGCUGAUGUGCUGCCAGAUAGGGCAGCGAAGUGUGUACUCUCUGUGUAUAUUCACUUAGCAGCCAGAUUUCAGACAUGAUAAGGCAGCAGCUUGGGAGAGAAACUGAAGGACGAGCAGGAGGGGACAUGGUCACUGGGACAGUGGGAGAUGGAGUCUGGGUCUGGGCCUUUUAUUUGGGUAUUUGUGGAAGAUGCUGUUGAGAGCACUAGGGUGGUGGGAGAUGGAGUCUGGGUCUGGGCCUUUUAUUUAGGUAUUUGUGGAAGAUGCUGUUGAGAGCACUGGGGGAUUUACUCAGCAUUCUUGGGCCCCUUAUCCACCAUCCCCUCCCUGAGGAGCCAGUCCCAGCUCACAGCUCCAGCUGUAUCCUGUGCACUGACCCCAGCAGGGACCCCACAGGACAGCCCUCUCCCUAACACCUCUGGGUUUCUCUCCCCAGAACCUCCCUCCAGCACUGCCUUUCAGCAUGAUGGACCCAAGAACACCAGCGAGGAUUCUCCAGCCACGUAGCUGCUGACCCAGGGGUGCUGCUGGGCACCGUUGCCAAUGCAGAGCUCAGGGCAGAGCAGGGCAGAGCCGCCGCUCCGCUCGCCCAUGGCAGCCCCUUCCCGCCGCGCCCCGGCCCGGCUGCAUGGUGUGGGUGCCCCUGAGCCCCACGAGCAGUGACCGCCGGGCCCCGCUGCGCGCUCCCAGCACCACCACCAUGUCUUUGGAGUGGCUGACGGACUGGAGCUGGUCCCUGGAUGGACUCCGGGAUUUCAUCGCCACAGGCAUCCAGUCUUUCCGCGACUGCGACGCCACGGCCCUGGUGGCCGUCGCCUGCCUGCUGGUCCUCUUCGUGUGGUACUGCUACCACGUGGGGCGGGAGCAGCCCCGCGCCUACGCCACGGUGAACGCGCUGAUGCAGAGCGCCGAGGCCAACGGGGUGCAGAACGGCUUCGUGUACUGCCAGUCGCCCGAGUGCGUGCGCUGCUCGCACCACGACGGCCUCAACCAGAAACUCUACCACAACCUGCAGGAGUACGCCAAGCGCUACUCCUGGUCCGGCAUGGGCAGGAUCCACAAGGGCAUCCGUGAGCAGGGCCGCUACCUCAACAGCCGGCCCUCCAUCCAGAAGCCAGAAGUAUUCUUCCUGCCUGACUUGCCCACCACGCCCUACUUCUCGCGGGACGCUCAAAAGCACGACGUGGAGUUGCUGGAGCGCAACUUCCAGACCAUCCUGUGCGAGUUUGAGACCCUGUACAAGGCGUUCUCAAACUGCAGCCUGCCGCAAGGAUGGAAAAUGAACAGCACGCCCAGCGGGGAGUGGUUCACCUUCUACCUGGUGAACCAGGGCAUGUGCGUGCCCAGGAACUGCCGGAGAUGCCCACGGACGUACCGCUUGCUCGGGAGCCUCCGCACCUGCAUUGGCAACAAUGUCUUUGGGAACGCCUGCAUCUCUGUGCUGAGCCCGGGCACUGUCAUCGCCGAGCACUACGGGCCCACCAACAUCCGCAUCCGCUGCCACCUCGGUCUGAAGACACCCAGUAACUGUGAGCUGGUGGUGGGGGGCGAGCCCCAGUGCUGGGCUGAGGGCCGGUGCCUGCUCUUCGAUGACUCCUUCCUGCACACGGCGUUCCACGAAGGUGCCCCGGAGGAAGGUCCCCGCGUGGUGUUCAUGGUGGACCUGUGGCACCCCAACGUGGCGGCGGCCGAGCGCCAAGCCCUCGACUUCAUCUUCGCGCCGGGACGAUGACGGCGCUGCCCGGCCUGGUGGGUUCAGGGCAGCUCUGCCGGGGCCCUCUCCCGGCUCACGGCCUCGGUGCUCCCUCCCGGGGGUGUUGUAAAUGGAAACUGUGACGUGUAUCCGCGCCCAUCCUCUUCCUCCAUCGUUGGCUUCAGGGAUUCUUUUGCAAGCGCCGGCGCCUCGGCCCCGCCGGGGCUCGCUGCCCCCCCUGCUCCGUCGUGUUCUGUUGCUAACUGUGUUUUGCGGUGUUCAGAAGUAGAGUAACAAACCCAAGGGUGCUCGUUUGAAUGUAAUGUAAAAAUUUUCCUCGUGGUCAUCAAAGGAACAACACACACACACACACACACACCAUAACAGCCAACCAGCCUGCCCUGCCCGGGAUGGAUGGACUGAUGGACACUGGGGGCUGCCAUGGGCACUGUGCUCCCCCCAGGUUGGGUGUGAUGGGCUGGGCAGGGCACAGCUCUGCUCACAAAGAACCCUCCUGGGGCUCCUGCUUCCUCCUCCAUGUGCCAGCUGGGGCUCCCCAGCCCUCCUGCCCUCAGAAAUCCCUUUUGUCACCCAGGCAGGGAGCAGAGUCCAUUGCCAGCCCAGCAAGGCAGGAGCCCUGACCUCCACCCUGCUGAGGGAACAGCACACACAGUCGUGCUCUUCAGUCUGACCAAGGGUGUUUGCAAUUGCCCAAAUCCCUUCCUUGCUCUAUCUGCAAACCUCAGUUUUCCCAGCUCCCAGCUGGGAGGCCCUGCAGGGGCAGGGAUGCUGUUUGGAAACAGAGAAUGGGGGUUUUGUCUGUCUGUAGGAAGAAAGGAGGUCACCAUUCCUUCUGCUGCUCCAUCUUCUCCUUUCCUCAAGCCAGGGCAGGCACACACAGUGGCAGCUCCCAUGGACCUGACACUACAGGACAGAUUCCCAAGGGGGGGUUAAUUCUGCAGCCUGAGCAAUGAGGUCCUGCCCACCCAGGGACCACCACGCUUUUCCUGAAGUCCCCCUGUCUGUUUUGGGGUCUGGGGGCUGGUUUAUAACACCCCCCCAAAGCACAGUGUGUGGUGGAUGCUCACAGCUCUGCCUGGGGACCCUCUGCCUCUGUGCCCUGCCCGGGAGGGACCAGCCCUAUCCCCCAACAACUUCUUUACAGACUUUUCAGUGAGUCAAUUGCAAGAGGAGGCAGAGAUUUCAAAUACAUCUGAGAUAUUUUUUACACCCGUCUUGUUACAGACUACCUGAAGUGCAUGAUUUCUACACGCAUUGGCUACCUGGACACAGGCCCUGGGGAAGCAGGCUGGCUCUGUCCAAAGGUUGGUAACAUUCAUACAGUGGAUAAGCAAAGAUUAUCAAUAAACAGUUGUGCUG